This is a messenger RNA of Salvia splendens (bonfire salvia), 3359 nucleotides long. RefSeq names its product regulation of nuclear pre-mRNA domain-containing protein 1A. The coding region runs from base 1504 to 3114 and encodes 536 amino acids. The transcript has 9 exons. Gene Ontology annotation, molecular function: RNA polymerase II complex binding. Gene Ontology annotation, biological process: mRNA 3'-end processing. The record is from RefSeq and is a predicted model, not a curated record. NCBI's taxonomy places the organism in Eukaryota, Viridiplantae, Streptophyta, Magnoliopsida, Lamiales, Lamiaceae.
UAUUUUCAGUUAAGCCCCACUUAUUUUCACUCUCUGUCACCGUCACCCUAUUUUCCUUCAAACAAUUCGGCCCCCAUUCUUGAGGGUUUUUCUCUCCUCAACGUCUCAAAGUUUUUUCUUUCUGGAUUGAGCCCGCUUGCUGGAAGAUUUUCAAACGUACGGUUCGAAUUUCAUUGGUUCAAACCUAAAUUUAAGAAACCUUCUCCUAGUAUACAUAGUUUUUGGGGAUUUUUUUGGCUGGGCGAAUUUUGAGUUGAAAUCAUUGAUUUUCCUGCGUGCUGCUAUUAAUCGUGAAUGUUUUUUCUCGUCGGGGUUUAUUUUUGAGCUAGGUAGUGAAUUUGUGGAACUGAAUGCAUUUAUGUCUAUGGUUGCGAUUUGUUGGUGUAAACGUUUUAUGAAUAUUUAUUAGUAGGAUUUUAGCUGGGCAUUUAUCUGGUGAUGUUGUUCGCUGUUAUCAUUAUGCUUAUUAUGGCUAUUUAUAGUUUUUUCGCCUCCGUAGCUUGUGUGACAAUGUGAGCGAACUAUUCUGAUGGAUAAAAUGAAGCAAUAGGUAAUAUAUUAAACAGAGAGGAAUUUUGAAAGUAAUCUGUCAAAUGGUGAAAAUAUUAAAAUAAUCCCUUCUCCACCUUGUUACAAUAUGUAACAGGCAUGUGGAUCUUUGGUACUUCCCUUUUGUGGCUUUUUCCUUACAGCAUUCUGAAGAAAAGCUUGGUUGCCCCCCCCCCCCCCAUCGAGAUCCUCAAUCAUAACAAAUAGACACUAACCCUCAAUCUCACAUUUCAGCUCUGUCAUUUUUCUUAAGUUAACUAAGUUUUUGCUUCUAUGUACUUGUUGAACUAUGUUUCUUAAGGUUUCAGAUGCUUUACCUUUUCUUUUAGUUGAAUGAAGUUUUUGCAUCUAUGUGUUAGUUGGCAACAGGAGCAGUAAUUGUCACAACAGGGGGAUGGUGUCUUUCUUACCCGCUAGACCUCAGACUUCAGUAUAUUUUGGUUUUACAUUAUCCUGUGCCUAACCAUUGAAAUUAUAUGACAGUUCACUAUAAAAUAUUACAGUUUUUCUGUCUGAUAACCAAGUACUCCAUUAUUUUAUUUUCGUACUUUUAGUACCGUAAUUAGUCAAGUAUGCCGAGGGACCUACAUUUCGUAUUAGCCAUCUCCACCAUAAGAAAAAGACAUGAGGUUUACGAACAUCUAUAUUAGUCAUAUUAUUAUAGUACCUUUAACAUGUAUGGCAUUCAAAUUCCUAACUAUUAGGUCUUUGCAAUAAGCAAAUGAAAAUUGCAACUUGUGUACUUUUUUCAUGAGCAUGAUUUUUCUCAAUAGACUCUGGAAUUACUCCAAACUGGCAUACUUUGUAUCUAAAUUGCUGUUUUACAAGUUUAUUGUUGGUGAUCUUGUUCUUCUUCAUCUUCCCCGGGGUUCUCUUGGACUUACAAUGCAACUUGAACUGUAAUUUUAUGAGAAUAAUCCAGGGCACUUCAGAGCAUAAACAGUUUUGCGAAAAAUGGGUGAUGAAAAGUUUAAUGAGACAAUCCUUACUGAGAAAUUGUCUAAACUCAAUAGUUCUCAGCAAAGCAUCGAGUCUUUGUCCCGGUGGUGCAUUUCUCACCGUAAAAAGGCUAAGCAAGUUGUUGAAACAUGGGAGAAAUUAUUCAAAGCAGCACCAAACGAGCAACGCGUUUCCUUUUUAUACUUGUCCAAUGACAUCCUGCAAAAUAGCAGGCGCAAGGGCAGUGAAUUUGUCAAUGAAUUCUGGAAGGUUCUUCCAACAGCUCUAAAGAUAGUAAAUGAAAGUGGCAAUGAAAAUUGCAGAAAAGUUGCCUUCAGACUGGUUGACAUCUGGGAAGAAAGAAAGGUUUUUGGAUCUAGGGGACAAAAUCUGAAAAAUGAAUUGCUAGGGAAGAAUCCUUCUCCAGUCAGCAAUGGGAAGAUCGUAGUUCCUAAUCCUAUUAAGGUGGUGAAGAGAGAUGCUACAUCUCUCAGAAUCAAAUUAGCUGUUGGAGGUUUGCCAGAAAAGAUUUUGACUGCUUUGCAGUUGGUACAUGAUGAAGCUGUCUAUGAAGAAGCAGCCUUAGGAAAAUUUAAAAAAGCCAUUUCUUCUGUUCAAGAAAUCGAGAAAGAUGUUCUAUAUGCUUCUUCUCAAGGAAAUCUCAAUGGUUCUGAUGUUGAUAAUAUAGAGACGCAGGAGAAUGUUAUUAAACGAUGCAUUAACGAACUUGAAAAGUCUGAAGCAGUUAGAGUCGACCUUGUUUCUCGGCUUAGAGAAGCACUUCAGGAUCAGGAAACAAAGCUGGAGCAGCUUCGAAGUGUGAUAUCUGCUGGUCGUAGCCAGAUUGGGCAAGCAGCUAAUAUCAGACUCCAGCUAACAUCAAAAUCCUCUGUGCCACUGCUGGUGAACCAAGUAGUGAUCGAACCCCCUUUUCCUAGUGCAAUUCCAGCAACAAACAUUACUGUGCCUCCUACCAAUCCAUUGACUUCAUUUGCGAACCCUACCACGGAAGAGAGCAAGAAGGCUGCAGCUGCUGCAGUUGCUGCAAAACUCACUGCCUCAACAUCUUCUGCCCAGAUGCUCACAUCUAUUCUUUCAUCUCUCGUAGCAGAAGAGGCUGCAUCGAUGAGCAGUGGUUUGAAACGGCAGAAGCUUGAGCCACCGAUGUCAUUUUCUGAUGGGAAGAACCCCGAAGGAAUGAAUUCAACCUUGUUUCCGACUUCACAGCAGGCAAUGACCAGUAUGCCACCCGUUCAGUCCAGCACUGUGCAGACUGUUUCUCAGGUGAACCAACUGCAGGCCCAGCAGUUUCAUCCGCCUCCUCUGCCACCGCCGCCACCACUUGCACCUCCAGGUAAUUCCCCUUCAAAUCAAAUGGUCCAGUCUAAUAUGAUGGGGCUGACCUAUGGUUAUGGUGCAAACAACCUACUCCCUCCACCACUCUCAAAUGCACCAACAGGGUUUGCUAGGCCGAACCCUCCGCCUCAGCAAACACAACAGCAGCCACAAUCACAGCAACUGCAGCAGCUGCAGCAGCCAGCUAGUGGUGGAUACUACAGGCCUGUUGGUAUCGGAUUUUAUGGGCAAAGCCACCAGCCGCCAACGCCUCCCAUACAUCGACAGUGAGAUUUAUUGGUAAACGGUAGACCUUGUGUUAUUUUUGUACAUUAAUAUGCCUGUAAACCAUGGCUAAGGACCACAUUAAUAGCUAUAUAUUAGUGUACUAUCCUUCGGUCUGUGCCCUACCGUGUUAUUGAGUUCUCUAUGCGGCGGCAUGUGGCGUGGUACUUGUAGCUCAUGUAAAACUAAAUGUAGAAUUUAGUAGUAAUUUAAUCACAGAUGAACUAAACUACAAGACUCUUCAGUCUUCA